Nothobranchius furzeri (turquoise killifish) is the source of this 2414-nucleotide messenger RNA. RefSeq names its product solute carrier family 25 member 10b (gene slc25a10b). Gene Ontology annotation, molecular function: oxaloacetate transmembrane transporter activity; malate transmembrane transporter activity; sulfate transmembrane transporter activity. Gene Ontology annotation, biological process: thiosulfate transport; oxaloacetate transport; phosphate ion transmembrane transport. Lineage: Eukaryota; Metazoa; Chordata; Actinopteri; Cyprinodontiformes; Nothobranchiidae. The record is from RefSeq and is a predicted model, not a curated record.
UUUUGCAUUGUCAUACUACGUUUGCUACCUUCACACGUGGCCAGGCAGCUCCCGCCGGCGUCCACGGUAACAACCGGCUCUACAUUAUGCACAGCUGCGUCUUCCUGCUCUAGCACACCGACCUGUCACGCGCACGUUAUGCAUGAGGCGUGAGAGUGCUCGUUACCGACGAAGAUCAAAGUCCCCGCUCUUCUUUAUCGGAAUGUUUGAAGACUAAAGAGGUUCUGUAGACCGCAGCAGUAGCUGGGAGCUCUGGGGGACAAGACACCGGCCCAACACAGCAGACGGACAGCGUGCCGCGGCGGGACAGGAGGAGGGAACAAGGACGCGUCGCGGGUCUACGGCUGAGCUGAAGCGCUAUCGUCAUGACGGAGAAGCGGAUGUCGCGGUGGUAUUUCGGGGGGCUGGCUUCCUGUGGAGCCGCCUGCUGUACGCAUCCUCUGGAUCUCAUCAAGGUGCACCUGCAGACACAGCAGGAGGUGAGGAUGAGGAUGGUGGGGAUGGCCGUUCACGUGGUGAGGAACGACGGCGUACUGGCUCUUUACAAUGGCCUCUCCGCUUCUCUGUGUCGACAGAUGUCCUACUCCCUCACCAGAUUUGCCAUCUAUGAGACGGUGAGGGACAUGAUGGGUAGUACGAACACCGGCCCCAUGCCAUUCUACCAGAAGGUCCUGCUGGGAGCCUUCGGAGGAUUCACCGGAGGGUUGGUCGGAACGCCGGCUGACCUGGUGAAUGUCAGAAUGCAGAAUGACAUGAAGCUGUCACCAGAACAGAGAAGAAAUUAUAAACAUGCCAUUGAUGGGCUCUACAGAGUCUUUAGAGAAGAAGGUGUAAGAAAACUUUUCUCAGGCGCUUCUAUGGCCUCCAGCAGAGGAGCGCUGGUCACUGUGGGACAGCUGGCGUGUUACGACCAGGCCAAGCAGCUCGUCUUAGGGACGGGUAUAAUGGGAGACAACAUGCUCACACACUUUGUUUCUAGCUUCAUAGCUGGAGGCUGUGCCACGUUCCUGUGUCAGCCUCUGGAUGUACUAAAGACCAGGCUGAUGAACUCUAAGGGAGAGUACUCUGGGGUGAUGCAUUGCUUACGGGACACUGCUAAGUUGGGUCCACUGGCGUUUUACAAGGGUCUCAUUCCAGCAGGGAUCCGCCUGAUUCCUCACACGGUGCUCACCUUUAUUUUCCUCGAGCAGCUCAAGAAGUACUUUGGCAUUCGCAUCAUCUCCUGAGCCGCUCGCCGACUCUGUCGCCGCCGGCCUCGCUGCUCCUUCGUUAUCCCGGUCCUCUUCCUUUACAAGGAAAGAAGGAAGAAAGAACACGGAACAGUUUAUCAACGCCUGUUUUGAGCUUCUCCUUUGUCUCUACCUCCAUCUCAGAAGCUGAAGCUACAUGAUUGAUGAGCUCUAAAUCCUUUUUUCCUCUCUUCAUGUUAUAAUUAAAAUGACUAAAUCAAAAACACUGUAAUUAUUAGGCUAUUAAGAAGAUUUUAAAGUAACUGUAGCUGUUUUGAUGAAGUUAAAUUUUUACUAAAUCGAAGUCAGAAGUAUAUUUUCCUCUAGUCAUUGUUAGCUGAGGUCUGUAAUUACUGAAGGUGUCUCAGCAGUCGGUGUCCAUCUGACCAAACUCAUAAGAAUUCCACACUAAGCCACAACUUAAACAAGACUUAACUAGAGUAAUUCUUCACACUAAUGCCGACCAAAUCUGUUCAACUAGACUUAAUGUCUGUUUUUCUUCACUCUUUUCAUAUUUUGAAGCUGACUCGGCCGCUGUUUAGUGAUGUCUAUUUAUCGUUUCAUUCCACCAUCUCUGUUUCACGUCACACCUGGAAGGGAAGUGGGGGGGCCAAGCUUAUGUGUGUCGUGUCUUCUACGGUUAUUUUGUUUUUUUAUCGGGUUAGUAGGGAAACUGUGAAAGAAACUAAACCAUGUUUGGUGUUCUAUCCUCUUCAGAGAUGUCAUGCAGAGAGCUGCUGUAGAAGACCAGAGCUGCUUUCAGCCCAUAAUGUGAGGGCUUGGACUAGUUGAACGCAUGUCUAGACAACUUUACAAGACACUUUAUUUAAAAUGCAGACUCCUGAUCUGCUGCAUGUUCUGAAUUCAGAGGAUUUAAUUUUACAAUGUGAAUAAUUAUUUGUUCUCCUGCUCCUAUUAGUUAUUUUUUGUUUGGGUUUGAUUUUCUGUAAGGAAGACGGUUCUCUGCUGUGCCUGCUCUGUAAACUCAUGUUGCCUUACAGUUUCUGCCCUGCAGGGGGCAGUGUUGUCACAUCUCAAAUUUCCUGUUUGAGAAUCUGUAUGGAUUUUUUUUAAACAGACAUCUCUUAAUGAUUUUUUUUUUACACUCAUAGGUGCAGUUCUGGUCAGUAUAUUAAAAUUUUGUACAUCUUUAGUAAUUUUGGAAUUAAAGAACUAAUGAAAGAA